This is a messenger RNA of Solanum stenotomum, 923 nucleotides long. RefSeq names its product probable glutathione S-transferase. The coding region runs from base 90 to 770 and encodes 226 amino acids. Gene Ontology annotation, cellular component: cytoplasm. Gene Ontology annotation, molecular function: glutathione transferase activity. Gene Ontology annotation, biological process: glutathione metabolic process. Lineage: Eukaryota; Viridiplantae; Streptophyta; Magnoliopsida; Solanales; Solanaceae. The transcript is spliced from 2 exons. The record is from RefSeq and is a predicted model, not a curated record.
AUUAAUGCAUAUAAAGACUAGAGAGUAAAGCAAAAUAUUCAAACAAAUUGUAUCAGUCACAGCCAAUUCUAUAGAUUUUUCAUUGAAAAAUGGGAGAAGUGAAGUUGAUAGGGUCAUCAGGAAGCUUAUUUUGCACCAGAGUAGAAUGGGCUUUGAAGCUCAAGGGAGUUGACUAUGAAUAUAUACAAGAAGAUUUAUUGAACAAGAGUGAGUUGCUCAUCAAGUCCAAUCCUGUUCAUAAGAAGAUCCCUGUCCUACUACACGAUGACAAACCCGUCGUUGAAUCACUAGUUAUCCUUGAAUAUAUUGAUGAAACAUGGAAAGGAUACUCUUUGUUGCCUCAGGAUCCUCAUGAACGAGCUACAGCUCGUUUCUGGGCAAAAUUUGUUGAUGACAAGUGUGUCAUAGGAUCAUGGCAAGCUAUGGCAAUGCAAGAUGAAGGAGAGGCAAAAGCAAAAGCUAUAGAGUCAGUACAAGAAUUGUAUGCAUUUAUCGAGAAGCAGAUUGAAGGCAAGAAGUUUUUUGGUGGGGAGCAGAUAGGCUACCUGGAUCUAGUGAUGGGUUGGAAAACUCUUUGGCUCAGUGCCAUGGAGGAAGUAGGAAAUGUGAAGCUACUUGAUCCAGAGAAGUUCCCUUCACUCCAUCAAUGGGCUGAAAACUUCAAAGAGAUUCCUAUUAUACACGAAAGCAUGCCACAACAAGAAACCCUAGUCAACUACUUUCAAGGUGGUCUAAACUACUUGCGUUCCCUAGAAACAAACAAACCAUAAGUCUCCUUUUAUGAUUGUUAAAGUGUUGUGGUGAUGUCCUAUUCAUUCUGCGUGCAACUCCUAUGUUAUGUGUCUGUUGCUAAGCCUUCUUUUCUCAGGUUUGUAAGGAUAAUUGAUCUUUAUUCUGGCAGUUUUAUAUUGAAGUUGCUGUUA